Messenger RNA from Rubroshorea leprosula, 1028 nucleotides. The record is from the annotation of a GenBank genome assembly. Lineage: Eukaryota; Viridiplantae; Streptophyta; Magnoliopsida; Malvales; Dipterocarpaceae.
AAAUGGGAGCAAAUCUCUAUGGACUUUGUUUGGGGACUACCUAAAAUUAAAAGGCAGCAUGAUUCGAUUUGGGUAGUUGUUAAUAGGCUGACCAAAUCAGCACCCUUUUUACCAACAAAAGUGGAUGACUUACUUGAUAAUUUAGCUAAACUCUAUGUUAAAGAAGUGGUGAAGCUUCAUGGUGUUCCAGUGAGUAUAAUCUCAGAUAGAGACACCAGAUUUACAACAAGAUUCUGGAGGUCAUUUCAAAGAGCAAUGGGCACACAGUUGAGAAUGAGUACAACAUUUCACCCACAAACAGAUGGGCAAUCAGAAAGAACAAUUCAAACCCUUGAAGAUAUGUUAAGAGCUUGUGCACUUGACUUCUCAGGUAGUUGGGAUGAACGUCUUCCAUUAAUCGAAUUUGCCUACAAUAACAAUUACCAUCCUAGCAUAGGAAUGGCACCAUUUGAAGCAUUGUAUGGCAGCAAAUGUAGAACCUUAGUUUGCUGGACUGAGGUGGGUGAAAAGCAGAUGUUGGAGCAGAUGUUAGGACUUGAGAUAGUUCAAAAAACAACAGAAAAGUCGCGUGUUCUGCUCCUCUUCUUCUCCCCUGCACCGAACAAGAGCCCCAAGCCCGACAGCACCCACCCCUUGAGAAAUGAUCUGCUUUGUUCCUCCGUCCGUUGCUCUGUUUGUGGGUGUGAUUUUAUCUGGUUUCUGAUCCCGAAAUUUUCCCCCAAUUCUCGCCGGCUUCCCCAACCUAUAGCUCCAGUUUACUUGCUGAAUUUUUUGGUUCUUGAUUGUUUUAUCACCCUAGCACUUGGAGUGAAUUUUCUGUGUUAUGCGAUUGAGGAAGUAAGACCCGAGGCACGGUUAACCAAGGGGAGUGACGAGCUAAACGGCUAGUCAGUAUUUUGGACUUAGAUCCUUUUUGGGGUUAGGCUGUUAGCCACACAUGCUUGUCAUAGAUAUUAAAUGACAAAUCAUUUUUUUGUAUACUGAAUUUUCCCUGACUGAAUUUUUUUGUAUAAAGUCAUGACUGUUUU